This is a messenger RNA of Drosophila teissieri, 1070 nucleotides long. RefSeq lists its product as uncharacterized. The transcript has 2 exons. The record is from RefSeq and is a predicted model, not a curated record. The coding region runs from base 97 to 927 and encodes 276 amino acids. Lineage: Eukaryota; Metazoa; Arthropoda; Insecta; Diptera; Drosophilidae.
ACUCGACCGCUGAUAAGGCCACAACAUAUUUACCACCUGAAAAGUUUGAUUAGCUUCUCACCUGCUGUACCUAGAGACAAACUUUUUUCGCUAGUCAUGGCUGCUGCUGCUCCCUCUGAAACCCCUACUGCGCCCGCCUCCUGGUGUGGACGCGGUGCCAAGCCCCGCACCUUUGAGAAGCAACCGCCAGUGAUCUGCUAUGACAAGCCCGCGGCAUCGAUCGUUUCGAAGGAGGAGUAUGAUGAUAAGCGCUAUCGAGCACUGACUGGCGAUCUGGUGGAGACACUGAUUGUGCCUAAGCGGGAGGCACGCACCUGGACGAUGCAGGAGGGCGAUUUGUGCCGUGUGACCGUCCACGAAGGUUCCCAGGUGGGCGACAUGAACUUUUGGAAUCUGGAGAACACCGCCGAGCGCUUCUACUCGGGCAAGACGCGCCAGUUGCACUCGUCGCAUCUGCGAGUUUACGAUCGCCUGUGGAGCUGCCUGCCCCACCUGCGUCCCAUGGCCACCUUUGUGUUCGAUUCCCUCGCCGCCUAUGGAAUCGAUGAGGAUGGCGGUGCUCUGCACGACGUGAUUGGGACGCGCUGCGACGACUACACCUACAAGCUGAUCACGGGCAAGGAUCGGGUGGGCAGCUGCCACAGUUCCCUAGUCAAGGCGGUGGUGGAGGAGCGCGGCCUGACGGAGCAGGAUGUGCACGACGUGUGGAACAUCUUCAUGUGCACCGGUUUCACGCGGGACACCAAUCAGUAUUUCUGCAAGGGAAGUCCCGCACGCAAGGGGGAUUUCAUUGAGUUUGUGGCCGACAUGAAUCUUCUGGUGGCCCUGAGCGCCUGUCCGCAGGGCGAUGUCUCCAUCCAAGUGGGUGCCGAAGUGCCGGACGACAAGUGCCACCCCCUCAAGGUCGAGGUGUUCCGCCGCAAGUAACCAGAGCCAUUUGUAUUCCGUGUGGGAAAACCUGGGUUCUAUAAAAGUGCCAUUUAUGUAAACAGUGCCAUAGAGAUGCUUAAGAUCAUCUGACGUACUGGUGACGAAUUUUCAAUAAAAAAAUAUAACUGCAACACAUUAAA